This is a messenger RNA of Truncatella angustata, 660 nucleotides long. Its product is annotated as aquaporin-like protein. The annotation marks the transcript as partial. Gene Ontology annotation, biological process: transmembrane transport. Gene Ontology annotation, molecular function: water channel activity. Lineage: Eukaryota; Fungi; Ascomycota; Sordariomycetes; Amphisphaeriales; Sporocadaceae. Gene Ontology annotation, cellular component: plasma membrane. The transcript has 2 exons. The record is from RefSeq and is a predicted model, not a curated record.
AUUAGACACCAUUUUGUGGCCGCCGUCUCUGAAUUCGUCGGCACGUUCAUGUUCCUCUUUUUCGCUUUCGGCGGCACUCAAGCCGUCAAUACGGCUCCCGACGAUGGACAGCCCUGGGACCUUGCUGCCAACCCGGCCCGCCUCCUCUUUAUAUCCUUGAGUUUUGGCAUCAGUCUAGCGGUGAACGCAUGGGUCUUCUACAGGAUCAGCGGUGGGCUUUUCAACCCGGCUGUCAGUCUAGCCAUGGUCCUUGUCGGUGCUAUCACGGUCGUCCGAGGCAUCUUGUUUGUAUUGGCGCAGCUGGCCGGAGGUAUCGCGGCAGCCGCAGUCAUCCACGGCCUAUUACCUGGACCUCUCAGUGUAAAUACGACGCUCAAAGACGGAAUGACUUUGGCUCAGGGAGUUUUUCUUGAAAUGUUCUUGACUGCGCAGCUUAUUUUUACGAUAUUCAUGCUCGCUGGCGAGAAGCACCGAGGCACAUUUAUUGCGCCGAUAGGCAUUGGAUUGGCUUUAUUUAUUACUCAUUUGACAGGCGUAUACUAUACUGGCGCAUCGCUCAACCCAGCGCGAUCCUUUGGCCCUGCUGUCGUGUCAGGCGCCUGGCCGAGUCACCAUUGGAUAUACUGGAUCGGUCCAAUACUCGGUUCUUUACUUGCCUCA